GGCAAGCGACAGCCUGCUGCAACCGAGCUAUCAACCAAAAUGAAGCAAGAAUUGGAAGAUCUCAUGGCAGAGAUUAAGAAAUCUGCCAACAAAGUCAGAGGAAAAUUAAAACACAUAGAGCAGAAUAUCGAACAAGAUGAAGGGCAACACACAUCAGCGGAUCUCAGGAUAAAGAAGACGCAGCACUCGACGCUGUCCCGCAAAUUCGUCGAGGUGAUGACGGAGUACAAUCGCACGCAGACGGACUACCGAGAUCGGUGCAAGGCGAGGAUACAACGGCAGCUUGAGAUAACCGGUCGUGCAACGACUGACGAUGAGCUCGAAGACAUGCUAGAGCAACCAAACACUGCUGUGUUCACACAAGGGAUCAUCAUGGAUACCCAACAAGCGAAGCAAACGCUGGCUGACAUCGAGGCCCGACACGCUGACAUCAUCAAACUGGAGACUUCUAUCCGCGAACUUCAUGACAUGUUUAUGGAUAUGGCAACGCUCAUUGAGAGCCAGGGAGAAAUGAUCGAUCGUGUCGAAUUCCACGUCACUCAAGCUGCAGAAUAUGUGGAGACUGCAACUAAAGAAACGAAGGAAGCCUUGAAAUAUCAGAGCAAAGCACGGCGGAAGAAGAUAAUGAUUAUGCUGUGCCUACUGGUUCUCGGCCUCAUUGCGACUGGCUACGUCUAUAACACGUUCUUCUAAGCGGGGCAAGGGGCAGGAAUUUCAAAGAAGACGUCACAGCUGAUACCCGCACUCCCCCGGGAGCAUUUGUUUAAACUGCCUUCGCAAGCGCAACUCAGCGAUUUAUCAUUAGUCCUAGCCCUACAUCACUUCAAUGCAUUUUAGAAUUUAGAUACCACCCAAAUAUUCAAACAGUCAACAAAAAAUAUUGUAAAAAUAUUAUUAGGUUCUCAAUUAUAGAUGUAAAAUUUAGUUUAACAUCGAUAUUUUUAAUGUGUGAGCAAACACGGAUGGUGAACGUUUAGGAGACUUGAAACACUGGUAGGCUAAAUUGUUGAUCUAUUGUUGUUAUUUUUUUAUUAAAUGUAAGUGUGAUCGUGCAUUAGGUAUUACAUUUUGGUAAGUUAAAAAUCACUCAAUAAGUAGAUAUAAAUAUGAGAAUUAUUUAUAAUGUUAACAUACAAAUAUGGGACUUUUGCGGCGAUAUGUAGUGCUAUGCAUGUAGAAAGAAGAAAACGUAAUAAAGAAUCAAAUCUCGUGUUCUCUCGUCUUAUUCUAUCUCGUAUUGAAAUCAAAUUAUGCAGACACGUAUAACAAUAAGUAUUUUAUUAAAUGUUGCAAAAUAGGUUUUUACUUUUAGAACUAGUUACCAUUCCUUGAGAUAGAUUUAAUCAUUACCUUCAUAUUGUUUUAUUCUUUUGAUACAUAUAUGGAUAGAUGAAUGUGCUGAUCUUGGCUCACAAAGCUUCUUAUACUCAUGUACUCAUGCACUGGAAUCUUAUACGCAUCAAAAUUCAUUUAAGUUCAUUAUUCGUUUAAAAGAAUAUAGUGUAGCCUAAUUUAAACCAUAAAGGAUCUUUUAACCUGUUUCAGGAAUUCCUUGACAAGGAAACACUCGCACAAGCUCCCAAAUCAUAUCUAUACUCGAUAAAUAAAUAAUGCGCCAUUUCUAGUCUGUUUUUAAUCUAUCGUGUUAAAUGAUAAAUGUUACAGUCCCUGUUACUAUUGUAAUUAAGGUUUAGUGCUCAUUGUUGGAUCGAUUACGACGCCGAACUAAAUAUCUCUAGUUUCAUAUAUACUUCAGAUUUAAUCCUCUGUAAUAUUUACCUCAGGAGGUUCGUAAUAUUUUCGAAUUUGCUUGGAAUACUUGUACCAACUUUAAAUGUAAACUCUAUUUAAUAUUGUAAACGUACCUAAAUACAAGCUUCACCGUCAAUGGGUUAGCGGACCUGGCUAGUUGCCUUCAAACUACAUAAAUCUUAUAAUUGACAGUAUUAUCUUGCAGCACUUACACUCGAUAUCUGUGAUUGUGAUGCGGUCUGUCUGUUGUGAAGAGGUACGGUUAGUUUUGGAGACAUAUUGUAGUAUUACAAUCAUAUUUCUCUCAUCAAUAAAACGUG
Hyposmocoma kahamanoa is the source of this 2072-nucleotide messenger RNA. RefSeq names its product syntaxin-1A-like. The transcript has 7 exons. Gene Ontology annotation, molecular function: SNAP receptor activity; SNARE binding. Lineage: Eukaryota; Metazoa; Arthropoda; Insecta; Lepidoptera; Cosmopterigidae. The record is from RefSeq and is a predicted model, not a curated record. Gene Ontology annotation, cellular component: plasma membrane; SNARE complex; synaptic vesicle. Gene Ontology annotation, biological process: synaptic vesicle fusion to presynaptic active zone membrane; intracellular protein transport; exocytosis. Bases 40 to 693 code for a protein of 217 amino acids.